AUGAAUCUUCUUAAGCGAAAGUUGCUUGGUGGAGCAAAUAAUUUUGAAAAUAGUCGAAAAGGUAUUACUAGCCUAGCAAUUCUAUCAUCUGUUGUAGGACUUGAUAUGUCACCGCAGUCUAAAUUUGCUUCAGAGCUUGUAGCUUCACAUAUGGCCACUUGUCUUGCCGUAUCAGAGGAUAGAGAACGGUUAAUUGUUGUUUAUCCUUCUGAACCCUUGUUAUCAGAGGCUGCUUUUGAAUUAAUGUCUGCUUCAACAUUGUCACAAAUAUUAACUCAGUUCAACAUUUUACUUAAGAAGGGUAUUGUAGAACCUGGUCCUCGAGGAGAAAUUGUUGCACGAAUUAUUCUAGUUCUUGUAGCUUAUAGAUUGAGGGCACAAAGAGCAGAAAAUAGUGUUAAAGCAUUUCUUAACGAGCUUUAUAAAGAAGGUUCUAUGCCAGAUUUGAGAGAUGCUAAGCAAGAAUUUAUUGAAGGAACAGUUGCAUUCAUACAUUUUAAUGCAAUUGAAUAUGUACCAACAAAGAAAACUUUAGAAGAGUUUUAUAUAAGAAGGUGUGCCUUUAUUAUGAAACGAAACCACCCUGGUGCAGAUAUUUGCAUUCCUGUUAAAUUAGUAACUGGCGGAUAUAGUAUAAUUAUCAUUCAAAUCAAGAAUAUUAAUUCUUCAUCUGUAAAAGCUGAUGAAAAUUAUCCUUUUUCUGCUAGAUCUAUGUUUAGUUGUAAUUAUGUGUUUGAUAAUUCGGACUUAAAAGAGCAUGAUGAACAAUAUCUUUGUUUAUACUGGCAACUUCAUUUUCAAGGACAUUAUCAGGAGAUUCCUAAACUUCAAGAUACCCGCUCUUCAGAAUCUAGAAAGCUAAAUAUAUAUUGGGCUUCUUUUGGCUUUAAUCAUUUUAAAAUGAUUAAAGACAUUGCUAGUAUUCUUAAAGACAUUUUGGUUUCUCACAUUUCACUAUUUGAAUCCGAAUGGUAA
This is a messenger RNA of Funneliformis mosseae, 975 nucleotides long. The record is from the annotation of a GenBank genome assembly. Lineage: Eukaryota; Fungi; Glomeromycota; Glomeromycetes; Glomerales; Glomeraceae.